GAAUUAGACAUUUCUUCUUUAGAACUUGGAAAACAAAUACGUGCAAGAAAAAUAUUAAAAUCGCGCAAUAUAUUUGCUAGUUUUAUAAAUAAUUAAACAAUAACCAUGUCUGUACUUGUGCAGUUAUGUUUUAUAACAGUCUGUCUUGUCGCAUGGGUCACAGCGUACGAGAAAUCCGAUAUAAUUUCGGCUAAAAUUGAGACAUGCAGAGGAUGUUCACUGAACCGCCUUCCGGAAGUGAAAAGUUUCGUGAUGGAAGACGCCCCUUUUUAUAACAAAUUGGACGUUAAAUUCAUUAACGGCGCUCCACCAGAGCUCAUUUUCCAGGGAAACGGUGACAAAGAACUGGAGCGAGUGGCGCUGUCCAGCCUUAGUCGCGAGGAGUGUAAUGAACUCCUGCUUAACGCAGGUUUCAGUAAGAAAACUAAGAAGGAAGAGUUUUAAACGUAAAUAAAUGUAUUUAGCAGUUUUUCAGACACCUAAUUAUGCAUUUAUAAAGUACUUUAUAUUUUAUUACCUACCUAAUUUACAUUUGUGCCGAAUUUUAAAAGUAGAUAAA
Messenger RNA from Maniola jurtina (meadow brown), 559 nucleotides. Its product is annotated as selenoprotein M-like. Gene Ontology annotation, cellular component: endoplasmic reticulum lumen. The transcript is spliced from 2 exons. Lineage: Eukaryota; Metazoa; Arthropoda; Insecta; Lepidoptera; Nymphalidae. The record is from RefSeq and is a predicted model, not a curated record. Gene Ontology annotation, molecular function: oxidoreductase activity. The coding region runs from base 106 to 444 and encodes 112 amino acids.